Brassica rapa (field mustard) is the source of this 4284-nucleotide messenger RNA. Its product is annotated as lipoxygenase 6, chloroplastic. Gene Ontology annotation, biological process: lipid oxidation. NCBI's taxonomy places the organism in Eukaryota, Viridiplantae, Streptophyta, Magnoliopsida, Brassicales, Brassicaceae. Gene Ontology annotation, molecular function: protein binding; metal ion binding; oxidoreductase activity, acting on single donors with incorporation of molecular oxygen, incorporation of two atoms of oxygen. The record is from RefSeq and is a predicted model, not a curated record.
UUAACAUUAUAAUAUUUUAAUUAAUAAAUUAUGUAUUAAUAAGUAAUUAUAAAAUAUUUAUGUUCGCAUGUGCGGAUGAAACACCUAGCUUUAAUUAUAUUUUCGUAGAUUUUUUUAAUUAUAAUUUCGUAAAUUAUUUAUUCAUUUUAUAGUUAAUUUAAUAAAUAUACUAUAUAUUUAAAUAUAAUAAUAUAUUUCUCUAAAAAUUUUAAAAAUCAUUAUAAUGAUUACAUAUAACAUAGCUCACCUAUUGUGCUCACGUAUUGUAAUGUUUCUUACUAGAAAUAAAAACAUUAGAAAAGAAAGAAAAAGGAGAGACAAAGUCAAUUAUUUAUGGGAUCCGAUUAUUUAUUGCUAUAUCAUCGUCUUCCCGAAGCAUCCACCAGUUAGAUUAAAAGAAAAAUCUACCAAUUGAUUGAAAAGUAUUAUCGAGAGAUUUGAGGAUCGGCCAAGGAAAUCGCCACAAUUUUAAUAAUUUGAUUAGUUUUGAUGAUCAGAAUCAGAAGAGCAUGUGCUUAAUCAUAUCUAAAACAUUUAAAAUCUAAGUAACCUACAGCUUAACAAAGAGACAAAAAUAACUAAUACAAUCAUCGUCGUUCUUUUUCAAAAAAAAAAAAAAACAAAGAGACAAAAAUAACUAACCUUAUAGACAGUCGAUGCCCAAAAAUAACUAAUACAAUCUGUUUUAUUUGUGACAGAAAAGUUACGGCCAUUCAAUUAAGAAAAUGUAAGUAACCUACAGCUUAACAGGAUAUGUAUUUUACAGAUCAAAAUUAAAAACACAUGUAAAAAUAGGAGAGGAUUAAAUAGAAAACUUGAAAGAAAAAAAUUCAUUAUAUUCUAACAUAUUGUUGUGUGUUUAAAAACUUUUUUACAUUACGAAUAUUAACAUUAUAACUGUUAAUAUUUACAUUACAUAAAUAUUCUAAUAUCAAACACAAUUCAGAAUAUUCCUAAUAUUUAUCAUUUCUACAUAAAGUCACAAAUAUUUGUCCUGUUUUUUAUUGCGUGGACAAAUGAGUAUUUGGAAGGGAAAAAAAUUAGUAUUUGGAUUUUGGAAGAUCACGUAAACUUCCAAUUCCGCUUAUACCAUUAAGUACACGUGGCUCUCUAUUUGUGGAACAUGCAUCUCACGCGCUCUUACAGGCGUGACAGGGAUACAUCCACUAACGGUGAAAAUGAAAUGUCAACACUCACUCACUUACGGUCAAACAAAUUCCCUGUCUGCAUAUAUUUCAGUUUCUCUAGUCUGAAAAUUAACCAAAACGCAAACGUUUAACACGUCUCACGUUCCUCUAGCACGAGGUCCAUGAGCAAUCGCUCACGUCGGCUUAUUUAUCACAUCUCUCUCUCUCAAUCCAAACACAAGAGAGAACAAAAAUAAAAUAAAAAUGUUUGUAGCAUCUCCGGUGAAAACAAACUCCUACGGUGCCGGCCUGGUGAGAUUUCCGGCGUUUCCCGUACUUCCACGGCGGCGACAACACAUAGUUCCACUUUCCAGAAAAGUCCGAGCUGUGAUAAGCCGGGAAGAAAAGACGGUGGAUCAAGAAGAUGGAAAAAAUACAAACGGUUCACUAGUAAGUAACACACCCGCGUUUCCAUGGCAGAGAUCUAAGUAUACGGGAACAAAAACGGUCAUUGCGGUUGUGAAGAUCAGGAAGAAGAUGAGAGAGAAGCUAACUGAGAGGGUUGAGCAUCAACUAGAGCUUUUAAUGAAAGCCAUAGGUCAAGGGAUGUUGAUUCAGCUUGUUAGUGAAGAAAUCGAUCCUGAAACUGGUUCAGGUCGAAAGAGUUCAGAAACUCCGGUGCUUGGACUCCCCAAGGCUCGCAACGAUUCCAGGUACCUGGAAUUCACAGCCAACUUCACUGUCCCGACCGACUUUGGUAAACCAGGUGCCAUUCUUGUCACCAACCUCCUUUCCUCGGAGAUUUGCUUGUCGGAGAUCAUCAUCCGUGAGGGCAGUGACACCAUUCUCUUCCCUGGAAACACUUGGAUCCACUCCAGGAACGAUAACCCUGAAGGCAGGAUUAUCUUUGCAAGUCAAACAUGGUUACCUUCCAAGACUCCAGCGGGGAUCAAAGAGCUACGAGAAAAGGACUUGACGAGUGUCCGUGGUAACGGAGAAGGCGAGAGAAAGCCUCAUGAGAGGAUCUAUGAUUACGAUAUCUACAACGACAUAGGCGAUCCUCGUAAAAAAGAUCGAGUUAGACCUAUUCUUGGUGUCCCAGAGAGGCCCUAUCCAAGACGUUGCAGGUCUGGCCGGCCUCUCCUUUCAGCAGACACACCGUUUGAGAGCAGAGGAAAGGACAAGGAUGAGUUUUAUGUUCCGAGAGACGAAGUUUUUGAGGAUAUCAAGAGAGAUACGUUUAGAGCUGGGAGAUUCAAGGCUCUCUUUCACAACCUCGUCCCAUCUAUAGCAGCUGCAUUGUCAAACCUAGACAUUCCUUUUACAUGCUUCUCGGAUAUAGACAGGUUAUACAAAUCUGAUAUUGUCUUGAGACACACCGAACCAAAAAACAAAGGCCUUGGCGGUUUCAUUGAUGGGAUCCUCAACGUUGGUGAAACACUACUAAGAUAUGACACUCCUGCCGUUAUAAAAUGGGACAGAUUUGCGUGGCUGAGGGACAAUGAGUUUGGACGUCAAGCUCUUGCUGGUGUCAACCCUGUUAACAUAGAGCUUCUGAAGGAGCUGCCAAUAAGAAGCAAGCUUGACCCGGCUAUAUAUGGAUCUCCAGAAUCUGCUCUCACAGAAGAACUGAUUGGUCAUGAAGUUUUACACUAUGGAAUGACUUUGGAACAGGCGUUUGAGGAGAAGAGAUUGUUUCUCUUGGAUUACCAUGACAUGCUCCUGCCAUUUGUAGACAAGAUAAACUCCAUCAAAGAGGAUCCAAGAAAGACAUAUGCUUCUAGAACAAUUUUCUUCUACUCAAAGGCAGGUGCCCUGAGGCCUUUGGCCAUAGAGCUCUCCUUGCCUCCCACGCCAGAGAACGAGAACAAGUUUGUUUAUGCUCACGGACAUGACGCUACUACUCACUGGAUUUGGAAGCUAGCCAAAGCUCAUGUCUGCUCAAAUGAUGCUGGUGUUCACCAGCUAGUUAACCACUGGCUAAGGACUCACGCUUGCAUGGAGCCGUACAUCAUUGCUACUAACAGACAAUUGAGUUCGAUGCAUCCAGUUUACAAGCUGCUUCAUCCUCACAUGCGCUACACGCUAGAAAUCAAUGCGCGUGCACGUAAAAGCUUAAUCAACGGAGGAGGGAUUAUAGAAAGUUGCUUCACUCCUGGAAAAUACGCAAUGGAACUAAGCUCUGCGGCAUACAAAAGUAUGUGGCGGUUUGACAUGGAAGGACUUCCUGCUGAUCUUGUCCGAAGGGGAAUGGCAGAGGAGGAUUCUUCAGCGGAGUGUGGUGUGAAGCUUGUGAUCGAAGACUAUCCGUAUGCAGCAGAUGGUCUUUUGAUCUGGAAAGCCAUCAAGAACCUAGUUGAAUCAUAUGUGAAACACUUCUACUCUGAUCCUGACUCCAUAACAUCUGACUUUGAGCUCCAAGCUUGGUGGGACGAGAUCAAGAACAAAGGUCACUACGACAAGAAAGACGAGCCUUGGUGGCCUAAACUCAACACAACGCAAGACUUGUCCGAAAUCCUAACCAACAUGAUAUGGAUCGCGUCGGGACAACACGCAGCCCUUAACUUCGGGCAGUACCCGUUCGGAGGGUAUGUCCCGAACCGUCCUACGCUGUUGAGGAAACUUAUACCACACGAAAACGAUCCAGACUACGAAAUGUUCAUGAGAAAUCCUCAGUACAGCUUCCUGAGCUCGUUACCGACACAGCUCCAAGCAACAAAAGUGAUGGCGGUACAAGAGACGCUCUCGACGCAUUCUGCUGAUGAAGAGUACUUGAUCGACCUGAAAGAAAACCAGAGACGUUGGUUUCAAGAUGAGGAAGUGGUUAAGUAUUUUAGCAAGUUCACGGAGGAGCUUGAGGAGAUAGAGAAGAAGAUCGAUAAUAGGAACAAAGAUAAGAAGCUGAAGAACAGAACAGGUGCUGGGAUGCCUCCUUAUGAACUACUUAUACCUACUUCACCACAUGGAGUCACUGGCCGUGGUAUUCCUAACAGCAUUUCCAUCUAGAUGUGAUUAUCAUGUCGUGAAAAUAUAAUAAAAAUUGUCUAAAAUUUUAUUAUUACAUUUUUAUUAGAUAAGAUAAAAUUUUUAUUAUAUUUUCUUGUUUUUACAUUUUUAAUCUUUUAGUAAUUUUAUUACAGGUACAUCUUUAGAUAAU